Besnoitia besnoiti is the source of this 636-nucleotide messenger RNA. Its product is annotated as Gar1 protein RNA binding region protein. Gene Ontology annotation, biological process: ribosome biogenesis; snoRNA guided rRNA pseudouridine synthesis. Gene Ontology annotation, cellular component: box H/ACA snoRNP complex. Lineage: Eukaryota; Apicomplexa; Conoidasida; Eucoccidiorida; Sarcocystidae. The coding region runs from base 1 to 636 and encodes 211 amino acids. The record is from RefSeq and is a predicted model, not a curated record. The transcript has 7 exons. Gene Ontology annotation, molecular function: box H/ACA snoRNA binding.
AUGAGCGGCAGAGGCCGGGGAUCGUUUCGCGGUCGUGGAGGCGGUGGCAGAGGAGGCCGCGGAUCUUUCGGCGGCCGCGGAGGAGGCCGCGGCGGCUUCGGCGGAGGAGGAUUCAACCAGGGCCCUCCCGACCAGAUCAUAGAGGCCGGCGAAGUCAUGCAUGCCUGCGAGUCGCAGCUCGUUGUCAAGGGCACUCUGUCGCAGCAAGUCCCGUACUUCAACGGUCGCGUCUUCCUGGAGAACAAAGAAGAGAUCGGCAAAAUCGAUGAAAUCCUAGGCCCAAUCAACGAGAUGCUCUUCUCCGUCCGCCUGAACGAGGGCAUCAAGGCCUCAUCUGUCAAGCCUAACACCAAGUUUUACAUCGACUCUCAACAGACGCUUCCGCUCAGCCGCUUUCUGCCAAAGCCGCCUCUCGCCAAGGGCCAGAAGAAAGAGGGCGGAGCCGCAGGCGGGCGCGGCGGCGGCCGUGGAGGGCGCGGGGGGUUCGGUCGUGGAGGCGGUCGCGGCGGAGGCUUCGGGCGCGGUGGCGGCGGCGGCCGAGGAGGCGGCGGCCGAGGAGGCGGCUUCAUGGCGCGUGGAUCUUUCAACCGCGGCGGCGGUGGAGGCCGCGGCCGUGGAGGCUCCAGGGGAUCGUAA